Molecule: messenger RNA, 1584 nt
Organism: Ichthyophthirius multifiliis
Lineage: Eukaryota; Ciliophora; Oligohymenophorea; Hymenostomatida
Product: WD repeat and fyve domain protein 3
Exons: 12
Molecular function (GO): protein binding
Source: RefSeq, a predicted model, not a curated record
AUAAAUAACUAAAUUAACAUUAUUGUAAAUAGAAAAUAAGAAUUUAAUAAAUCAAAUAUUAAAGAUGAUUGGAAAAAAGGAAAAAUCUCAAAUUUUGAAUAUUUAAUGUAAAUUAAUUCCUAUAGUGGAAGAUCUUUUAAUGAUUUAGGUUAAUACCCAGUAUUUCCUUGGGUUUUGUCAAAUUAUAAAUCAGAAUAAUUAGAUUUGGAAAAUGAAAACUUUUAUAGAAAAUUAAAUAUUCCUAUCGGAGCUAUAAAUAGAGAAAGAUUUGUAAAUCAUUAUUUAUAAAGAUUUAAAAAUUCGACCCCUUUUGAUAAAGAAACUUAUUUUAUGUAUGGUACUCAUUAUUCUAAUCCUACUAUUGUAUUGACUUUAUUAAUGAGGAUGGAACCUUUUGCUGGACUUCAUUUUAAAUAAUAGGCUAAUAAAUUUGAUAAAGCUGAUAGGCUUUUUCAUUCUAUAUAGGAAUUAUGGGAUUCAUGUUAAAAUAAUUCUGCAGAUGUUAAAGAACUUUUACCAGAAUUUUAUUAUUUACCUGAUUUUUUAUAUAAUAUAAAUGACCUUUUUUUGGGAAAAAAAUAAGAUAAUACUUAGGUAGAUUAAGUUAUUUUACCAGAAUGGAUUUAAAAAUCAACUAAUACUCCUGAAGAAUUUAUAUUUAGAAUGAGAUAAGCUUUAGAAUCGCCCUAUGUUUCUUUAAAUUUGCAUUAUUGGAUUGACCUUAUUUUCGGAAGUAAAUAAAGUGGAUAAAAAUCUAUAUAAUUUGAAAAUGUUUUUCAUCCUUCUUCUUAUGAUUAAAAUUUAAAUUUAGAUGGAAUGAAUGAAUCAUUUAUUUUAGCUGAAAAAGCAAAAAUUUAAUUUUUUGGAUAAGUUCCUUAUAAAUUAUUUGAUGAAGAUUAAAAGCCAAAAGAUGAAAAUUACAAUUGGCCUAAAAUUACCGAAUUCGAAUUUUAUUCAAAACUGGAUAUCAAAUAUGAAUCUUUAAAAUGUGAAUUUAGUUUAGAUGAUGUAAUAUUAACUGAUAAAUUUCAUUGUAUAGAUAUUUGUUAAGAUUUCUUAGUUUGUGGUUCAAAAGAUUGUAGAGUUUCUAUUUCUACAAUAGAAAUAAAGAAAAAUAAUAUUCUGGGACCUGAAUUAGAAUUAAAUUCAACUAAAAUGCUUUAUGGACAUCAUAAUGAAGUAACAGCUGUGAAAAUAAAUAAAUCUCUUUAAAUAAUAGUUUCUAUAGAUUUAGAUGGUUUAAAACAUAUAUUUUAUACGGAACUUCAAGAUAAUGAAUUUAUAUAAUUUUUAGAAAUACAUGAAAUGGGAUAUAUUUUAAUAGUUACUUGUUUAAAAAGAUUAAUUAUAUUUACAUUGAAUGGGAAUAAAUUUCUUGAAAUAAACCUUUCUUAAAUAUUUUUAGAAGUAAAUGAAAAUAUUACUGGUAUUACAUUUUUAUCUAAUAUUUGUAGUUAUAUUUAUAUUGGAACAUGCCUUGGAUCUAUUUAUUAUUUUGACUUUUUUGAAGUUAAAGCUAAAAUUACUGUUAAAUACAUCUUUUAUAAAACUAUAAAAUAUAAAGCUAUUUUAUAAUAAAAAUGA